AUGGCUUCGAUUAUUUCGUCCCAAUGGCUUCGCUUUUCGAUGGCUUCUUUAUUCUUCCUAGUUCUUUUCAUUCCGCCGCUUGUUUCGCAGGGAAUUCAUGAACGACAAAUAAUUUACGGCAUAAUUGGAUCGAGCGCGGAUGUAAUUUUCGACAAGAAUUGUUCUCCGACCUCAAACACGACUUGCGACAAAUAUCCGAUUGGUACAAUCGUUGAUGAUAGAUCACCUCAGUGGUGGACUCGCGAAUCGUGCUGGGAGAGCACAGAUGACUUUGGAAGAAAGAAAUCCUUCCCAAGUGCCGAAAGUACGCCGACUCGCUUUCCCGUCUACAAAAUCCACAGAUCGGCGCCAAAGGACGACAAUGGAAAUCCACCAUUCAACAAUUCGGAAAUCCACUAUUCGGCACAUUGUGAAGAGGAGAAAGUCGACUUCGCUAGCACGCGCACGACUAAAUUCAUGGGUAAACGGUGCCUUUACUACAAUCAAGAUACUUGCUGGGAAUGCCCGUUUGGAUACCGCAGGACUUUUGUUGAUCGCCCGGAUAGAUUCAACUCCAAUACGACAGAAUGCGUGCGCCAAUCUAAAGCGACUCUCGAACAGAUCUAUCGACACAGAGAUGAACUCAUCGAGCAAGCGAAGCAAAUGCUCAAGAAAUGUCCAGACGGGAUGUUCCGACAAAUACACGACAUCAAUUGUACAGGAAUUUGCCCGGAGAACUGUCGUACUUGUCGCAGUCGAACGGUAUGUGAUCAAUGUCACGUUGGAUAUGUCGCAAGCGGUCGUUCUAACCACUGUGUGAAAAUAGCAACAAACUCUUGCCCAAUCAAUACCUACUACGAUGCAAAGAGAUGUUUGCCUUGCGAAUUUAAGACGAAAGAAUGCGAGCAGUGCGAUAGUAAGACCGGCUUUUGUGAAAAGUGUGAACGAGGCAUGAUAUUGAUAAAUGGCCGACACUUUCAACGAUGUUUGAAUCCAUGUCAGAGAGGGUAUUACAUGGAAGCAAAUCACACUUGUCACCCUUGCCCGCCAUACUGCGAAACAUGUGUAAAUGAUCACCGUUGUGAGAAGUGCAAUGUCGGUCUGUUUGAGCGUCGACGUCCCAAUCCUCAGGCCACCUUCCUCGUCGUGGAAUGCUACACCGUCUGCCCUAAUGGCACUUAUCCAACCGCCGCCUAUCCAUUCCAAUGCCUCCCGUGCCAUUUCUCAUGUGACUCAUGUACAGGCCCAACGGAUCGCGACUGUAUCAAAUGCGAAACGUUCGGGCAAAUCACGUCGAUCACAAUGCUGCCACAAUGUAUGGGUACGGCAAGUCGAAAUGAUUUCGAUGGUUUUAGUAAUUUGUCGCAGUUGGCGUUCGAAAUGACGGGUACAAAAAAUCCGAUGUCAGGUGGUGAAGGUGUGAAUGUUUAUUCGUCUUACUUUAAGAAGACUUCAGAGGCCGAAGACUAUUUCAAAAAGAAGUACAAUAACGCCACCAAAGAUAUGUACUGGCCGCAAUGUGACACAGAUGAUUGCUUAAAGCAUUGUGCCAAGCCGACAUUGAUGCAGGCUUGUCCAUAUUGCAAAAAAGGAUUUUCAAUGACUUUGGAUCGAAAAUGUGUGCAGAAGUGUCCGGAUGGAAUGACGAACAUGGUGUACGGGAAUACGACUGAACGACACAUCGGACGGUGCGUCUUGUGUCCACACUACCCGAAGUGCAAGAAAUGCCAAAUGUUCUCCCAAUUCCUCGGAAACUACAGCCAACUUUACAAUUUCUCGGCUAAAGCAUACGAAGCAGAUAAAAAUUUAACGCGAUUUAAAUGCGAUGAAUGGGAUGAGCGGCUGCUGGUGAAGUGUGACGAGAAAUCUUACUUCCACAAUCGACAGUUGGGCGUCUGUUUGCCAUGCCAUGCGCAGUGUGAUGGAUGUACGGGACGCGGAUCAAAUCAUUGUUUGAAGUGUCGAUAUGCUCUUGACAUCAGUGGGCAUUGCGUCGCAAAGUGUGGUGAAGGACUCCGAGUGAAUUCGACAGCUCAACCGCCAAUUUGUGAGAAAUACGAACAAUGGAAGCCAUUCACCAAAGAGGAGAAGAUCGGAAUCGUGCGGUACUGUUGGUUUGAAUGGACGAUGGUGGUCGUCUUUGCGUUCCUCUUGUUGAAUUUGGCAUUCACCUUCUUUUGGGUCCUUUUUGUGCAGCGAGAAUUAUCGGGUGCAGAGGGGAUGUGCGAGAAGGAAAACUACGAAAUUCGGGCAUCUUCGACCUCCGAGCGAACA
Molecule: messenger RNA, 2253 nt
Organism: Mesorhabditis belari
Lineage: Eukaryota; Metazoa; Nematoda; Chromadorea; Rhabditida; Rhabditidae
Source: the annotation of a GenBank genome assembly